Molecule: messenger RNA, 11062 nt
Organism: Caenorhabditis angaria
Lineage: Eukaryota; Metazoa; Nematoda; Chromadorea; Rhabditida; Rhabditidae
Source: the annotation of a GenBank genome assembly
AUGAAUAUUCGGAUAUUUUUCGAAUCAUUGGUUGAAUUUUUGUCGACAUUUUUCGGACAACAUCGGACAUUUCGAAAACGAAUUUGGAGCAAAAAUAAGUGACACUGAUAAGCGAUCAGUGUGUUUAUGUAGAAGGAGUUUUUUGUCCUCUAAUGUCCAGGAAAACAAUGGGUUAGACAUUGUAGUUUAUUUAAAUUUCAAAUCAAAAAAAUUAUGAUUGAGAUUCUAAGAUCAUUGAAAAAUUACAGGUCGACGUGGAAAAUGCAAACCUCUCGGAAUUCCCAUUAUUUUCUUCUGCUCACAUUUUGGAAGCUGAAUUAUCAGCUGGCGAUGCACUUUUUAUUCCUGAAAAAUGGUGGCAUUUUGUGAGAUCCACGUCAUCAUCUAUUUCUGUGUCAUUUUGGUUUGAUUAGACUUUGAGUUUGAAUUCGGAGAAACUCAUGAAUAAGCAGCUGGAAUUAUGAUGAUUUUGAGAAAAUCAGAAACGUGUGUAUUUUGAAAAUACAUUUUCUCGGUGAGUUUUUUUUAUCGUGUGAAAAAGUUGUUGUCUGGAAAUAAUGAAAACCUGUAAUUAUUUUGAUUUAUUUUUGGAACUUGGGUUUGUUUUUGAAAAUUCAGUAGUUUUGUUUUCAAAAAUUGUCUAGUGUGAGACUAAUUUUCAAGUUGCGGGAAAAACUUCGGAAUUCCCAGAGAUAAGAAUGAAUUUUCUCUCGAAACAUUUUUUUAAAGUUUUGAGCUUCAGAUUCAUAUGAAAAUUUUAAUUUCUGCUCUUUCCAAAGUUGUUUAGAACUCUAUUCCAAAACGAACAUCAACCUUUUUUUCAAGCUAGAUUUAACCCCCAGAUAAAUCUUAAAGUUUUCUCGAUGCCAUUUCCUCCCUCCAUUUUUUUCUUUCUUUUUUCGCGCCCAAAAUAAUUGCACGUUUGAAUAAAAAUUCAUAAUUACUACUUCGAACUAGUUUUCAGUUUUUCUUUCUUUUUUUGUCUUGACAUUUCUCAAUCUGACUCAUCGAGAACAUAUUUUGAGAACAAAUCCGUGCAAGGAUUAAAAAUACCAAAAAACGAAAUUCAUUCAUUUUUCUGUUUUCACGUAAAACUGGAGAAUUAUUUUUAUUUCCUCAUUUUUUUGCUAUUUAUUUCUGGAACAGACAAAUAAUAGUAUAAAAAUAAUUGUGAGAACCGGAAACUUUGAAACACAAAAAAAAUCUCUUCGAAUCUCCCCAGUUUUUGAGCUUUUUCUCUUCUGUUUUUUGUGUUUCUAAGGACAAAACGCGAAUUUUUAAGCGGUUUUUUCUCAAGUGGAUAGAAAAGCUAAGAAAAAAGAAGUCAUUUUAGAAAAGACGGCAAGAUGAGCCUUUUUCUUAUUCUUGAAUGAUGUUUGAAGUGAAGUGAUCUCUUUGUUGCCGAAUUUUAGAACAACGCUUGAAAAGAGUACUGUAGCUCAAAAAAUUUCGAAUUUCCGGAUUCUCAACCCAAAACAACGCCACGUGGCAGAAAACCAAGGAAAACAUUUCCAUAAAGAUUCAAGUGAUAAAUUCACAAAUCUGAAGGCUCCACACCUAGUUUUUUUUGUAGUUUACAAUUUUUUUUUCAAAAAUCUUCAGUGAAUUAAUACUGAUAAUUUUUAGGCUCUACUUCACUGGCCCAUUCUGAUCCCAUUAGUUGUUUUUCUCCCAAAAAGUCAGAUAACUUUUUCUGAUAAGGAUUAAUAACUUUCGGUUAUCUUUUUAGGUAUCUAAAAAAUAUUCUAGGAAUUUUCUACUGUGAUCUUUUUUGUUUUUUCUUGAUCUAAAAAAUCUAUGACAGAAUAGAAUACUAAAUAUUUUUCAUGGAAAAAAGGCAAAGCAAAAAAUAUUUAUGUUAAAUUACCUAAUCUGUAUUCAUGGUUCGUAGAUCAGUUUCAGCUUUUGCUUCAGAAAACAAAUAAAUCAGAAGAAAUCGGAUUUUUCCUAACAUCACAACCUAAUAAUAACAAUAAGUUUAUUGAGUUAUCCAAAGUUGCCUUUCUACUUUUUCUUCUUCUUCUUCUUCUAUGUUAUUAUUAUUAUUAUUUCUAGAUUUUCUUUAUUUUUUUAUUCUCAAUUUUUCUUGUUAUUGACACUUUCUUUUUCUUCCUUCUUAUUUUAUUUUUUCUGAGUCAGUCACUAAGAUUUAUACUUAUUUUUGACUUGUUUUUUCCUUCCUUUCUCACUUUCUUUCCGUUUUUCAGUCUGGAAUAGAUAGGUCAAUCGAAAAAAUACCGGGAAAUAAAUAAAGAAAUAAAAUAAAGUGUUUUUUGUCGCCUUAUAUGCAUAUAUGGGCACAACAAUAUGAAUAUAAGUCAAUUUUCUGUUUUUUCCCAAAAAAGUUUUCUUCGUCGGUGGAGGAGAAGAAGUUGAAAAAAUGGGAAACGAAGAGGUUUUUCUGCAAACACAAACCCUGUCGGUUUGGAUUUUCAAGAGGUUGACGUCAUUUUUUUUCUUGAUUUGGGGUGAAGUCAUUUGAUUCUGAACUUAGAAGUUCUGUAGUCAAGUCUUGUAGAAUGUUUUUAAAGUCCUAGAUUUCCAGAAAUUUUGUCUCGAGUUGUUGUUUUUACCAAGUUCUUAUAUAAUUUCCAUUAUUAAAUCACCAUUUUUCGAGAAUUACAGGCGGUUUCAAUGUUCGCUCCAGCUUCUCAGAAUUUUCAUUUCGAAAUUUGGAUUCCAGAUUUUCUGGAAACCAAGCUAUUGUCUCCAUAUUUAUUUCUAAAAGUACGUCAGUCUGGCUGAAAACUGAAUCUAGUCUUAAAAAUUUGAGCUCUUUAGUGUUCCAGAGUUCAUCUGCUUUAAAAAUUAUGUGUUCUUUUUUGGUUCAACAAAAUCCGAGAUCAGAUCAUUUUUCACUUCAAGCUUUUUUUCCAAUUCUUUUCAUUUUCCACACAAUUUCCAGAAGUUCCUCGAACUUCCGAAAAUAAAACAACAAACUCUUCGUCCCAUUGUUUACCUCUUUGGUUUUUGUUGUUGUUUUUUCUGGCUCAUUCCGAAACCCGCGAAUAUUUUUCAUUUUUUCCCUCUGCGCUUUUCUUUUUUUCGGACCUCACUAUAAAUAUUCUAAAAUUCACAAAAUGCAAAACUGCACUUUUUGCGAACAAAAAAACAAAACCAAAACAAUCUUCUUUGUCUUUUCUUUUUUUCUGACAUGUGGUGGAGAAAAAAUGUUUUAUUGGUGAGUAUAAUAAGAUUUUCCGAUUUCGUAUUUCUUGUUUUGGCUUCCCAACAUUUUUCAUUUGACUUUUUGAAUCGCGAGUUUUCAAAGACAGCUGAAAAUUUUCAUAGCAACUUCCAGAAUUUUUUUUUUGAAAAAAAAUAACCGUAGAUAAUUUUUGUUCCAGGAAAAAUUUAACAAGUGAAUUUAAAAAAUAGUCGAGUUAGGUUAAAUUUUAAAAAAUUCCGAUUUUGUAUUUUUUCCAUCCCACUAUCGAUUGUUAAUUUUUUUUAGAAAUUCAGAAAGCAGCUGAAAAUUUUUAGAUAAACUUCUAGAACUUUUUUAAAAGCAUUUUUUGUUAGAAAAAAAUUUAUCGCAUAUAACAUUUGUUUGGAAAAAACCUGAAAAUGGUCCAGUUGGAAAGUACAAGCAAAUUUUAGAAGAUUUUUAUUUCUUAUCAAUUUGCUUUGUUUUAUUCAUUCAAUUUUUCUUGAAGUUUAUUUCGAAUUUGAAAAGCAGCUGAUAAUUCUACUUUUUUUCGAAGAAAAUAUAUCUCAAACAAAAAAUACAAACACUUUUUCUCCCAAAAAAAGUUCUAAAAAUAGUCCAGUAAGUUAGUACAAGUAAAUUUUAAGUUUCUUUCUUUUCUUCAUUUAUUCAUUUAUAACUACAAUUUUUCUUCCUUUUUUGGCAUCUUGAAAUAAUUGGAUUUCACAUCCUCUUCUCACACUUUUUCUAUUUUUUUGUGUUAGAUUUGUUAAAAAUACAUACACCCACAAAACUCAUAAUUAUAGAAGAUUUUUCUUUUUUCAUUUUUUCUUCAUUCAAAAAGUGCACAUUCAUAUUAAACGAAGAUUUUUCUUGUUGUUGUUAUUGUUGUUGCUUUGUCAGUCCCCAAAAAUACUCAUACACUCAUGAAUAUAAAUAUCUGGGUUUUUUAUCUAUCCAUCUAGCUCUAUCUAUAGAUAAUCAAGGGGGCGGUACUGUAGCUCAGGGCUCAAAAUAUUUUCCAUAUUUUCAUACUCAUUCCCCAUGAGAAUGACGAUGCUCUCGACACCUUUUUUCUUGUCUUGUGCUCCUCGUUUUUUCCUUGAAGUACAUUUUUGUCGUCGGGGGUGGAUUAUCGUCUUGGCGCUCCCUUAUCCAAGUAUUUUUUCGCUCAUAUAAAUAAUUUGUCAUUUUUUUUUCAAACUUCAAAAUAGUUUUUUUUUCCAGUCUCCAAGAAAAUGGGAAAUGAUCAUUCGACAUCGACUUCGGCUAAUAUGGAUAUGAAAGCGAGAAGAAGUUUGGAUGCUUCGAUGUUUAACAAGGUGAGUUGCGAAGAAAACAUCUGACAAGUUAUUUUUAGAAUCUAGAAGAAGUUGAAAUCUGAUCCCCCUUUUCAAUUCCCCGUGAGAAAUAAUUAGAUUUUGUUUUGAAUUCCAGUUCCUCUGGUAGACGGGGUUAGGUUAAUUGCGUCAGUUGACAUAUCUCCAAGGAUUUUCCGACUAGACACCUGCUUUUUAAUUAGUCUGACAUUUAUGGUGAUAUUUUGAGCAUACGUCAUUUGGUAUUCGGAAGGGAAUUGAGAACAUUUCUUAGGAUUUGUGGGAAAUCAGAAAUAGAAAAAGGUUUUUAGAGUGAAACUUUUUUUUGAAAAUAAUUUUUGUAAAUUUGUGAAUCGAAUUUGAAUAAGCAAUUUUUGAUGAAGUCCACCCGUUGUGAGCCAUAAUACAAAAUCUCAAAAAAAAAUUCGAAAAAAUUCUGCUGUCCGAAUCCCCUUUUUUCAAAUUUCCAGAAAACGUUUCGAACCACCUAGUUUUUUUUCAAAUCUCUUGAUCAAAAUACACAAAAAGUGUCGCCUUGUCCAUCUUCAAAAUACGCUGUCAGAUUUCAAAUCGGAAAAGGAACACUUGUCCUUUUUUUUCUGCUUCACAAAGCAAAAAAAAAAUCGCAACACACACAAAAGCAGGAAACAUUUAUAAUCGGUGUUCUCCGAUUCUCGUGGGACAUCUUUUUUUGUUCUUUUGUCUGAAAAUAACCUUUGACAUUUACACAUUGACUUUUUCUCUUCAAUCCAUGAAUAGAAAAGAUUCGAAUCAAUAUUUUGACUACAGUUCAGCUGAAAAAAUUGCAGGGAACUUCAGUGUUCCUUUUGUCGUUCGUUAGAAGAAAGCAAGUCUAGGAUAAGAAGAGAAAGCCAAACAAAGUGGAGAAAAUCCUUUUUCAUGAUCAAUCAUGUGGAACUUUUGGCACCUUUUUUUGCGUUUUGUCGUCGCGAGUUCCCAACUUCUUCUUCUUAAAACCUCCGUGUCUGUCUAAAAAUACGUAUCCCUUUUUUUCCAGCCAGAAAAUGUAAAGUUUUUUUUGAGACAAACUAGAAUUACCAUAAAUGGGUGAAAUGGAGCUCGAGGAUCGAGUUACAACAUCUCGCCCAGUUUUUUCGGUUUUUUUUCGUGUCUGCGUUUAUUUGAGAGCACGUCAUCGGGUUUUGGGUGAGGUUUUGGAUUUGUUUUCUAUUGCAUUAGAAAUUCAUACAAUUUUUCUGGUUUUUUUUUGCUCGAAAAAUCGGAGAAUGAGGAAAAAGACAAAUGAGUUGUCGAUAUUUGGAUUUGUUUCGUUGGUCCGAUUAUUUUUAACAUGAGGUCGUAGUUUUCGAAAGUAACAAGUAGAUUCCCAAUUUCUUAAUCUAAAUUUUAAGGGCCUAGUUUGAAUCUGGAGACUAGCAGAGCCUGGAGAGCCACAGUUCUCAGACAGUACUUGUUUUCUCCAAAGUUUUCACACAUUUUUCGAAAUCUACACUUUUAUUCUCGAGUACUUUUUCUUCGCUUUUCCCUUCAUUUUUUUCCACGUCAUAGAUUUUUGCUCGCUUCUUCCGAUUCGAUUCAUUUCGUUUUUCUCAAGCCUUCUCAAUUUCAAAAAAAAACCCACCCAGUCGGUAGGAAAAAAUAAAUAAAUGUGAUUCGAUUAUGAACAGAAAAAAAAUAGAAAAGAUUUAGGGGUUUCCUCGAUCUUCUUUCAGUCAGCUUUCAGCUUUCGGUGGAUUUCCGCCUUCAAAACAAUUAUAAGUGAAUAAUGUCGACCACCCAGAUACAUUUAUCAUCACAUUUUUUGCUUUGCUUUUCGGUUGUCUUGGAAUUUUCCUCUAUUUUUAUUUUUUAUAUAGUUUUUUUUGUGCUGCGUCGAAGAAAAAUGUAUGGCUCGACUCGUAAAUCCUUUAUGUAUGCAUGUAUGUAUUUGCUUUGUUGGACUACUUAUCCGCCAUUUUUUCGAACAAAAAAGUGACGUGAUUUUGUCUGUCUGGAGUGACUGACUGAGUGGAUUUUUCUUCGCCAAAUCAAUUAGAAUUCCCAGGUGACUUCUUCUAUCAUUGAGUGACAACUUUUUCCACAUUUUUUUUUGAAGAAAGAAGGUGUUGUUUUGCAAAAAAGGCAGAGUUAAGCCACCAUUCGGCAAGUAUUUUUGAAACACAAAAGGGCAUCUUUUUUUCAAUUUUUCGAAGACAUUCACUUUUAUGAGGCAUCACAUCACUCAAAACAAAUCUGGUAUAUUGGAUGUUGAAUGAGGCGUGGUCCUUUUGGUCUGUCAUGUUUGUGUGUUUCGAAACGAAACUCUUGACUCAUUCCCAUGAAUUAUAUUAAUUAUAUAUCAGCGCAAGUUUUAGUUUUCAAGAAAAAAAAAGAAAAUAUCACCAAAUUUGGGGACUAAUUUUAUUAGACAUAUGUCAUGCAUGAUAUCAUAUAUUCCUCCGACAAAAUAACUUGUUAAUAAUAAUUAUGAAUACAUCAGUCCAAUCCGGAAAAAAUGCACGUUCUCUUUUUCUCGGCCGACGACAAAACAACAAGGUCCGUCCUUCCGUUCGACACGUGCAUAUCUAAUCAAUUCAAAAUUUUCUUGUCCUCUCGUUUUAUUCCGUUUUUCACCCUACCCCAAACUUUUCCCUCCCUCCCUUCUGUUUGAAUUCCGGGUGUUGAUUAAGGAAGUGGUGGUGGUGAAGCGACGGCUGAUUUCGGUGGACUCGCUUGAUCUUGUCGCGUUUUUUGCUCUGUCUGCUUGCAAAAAUUUUGGAAGACUUGUGAACGGAAAAAACAACCAACAAAAAUAGUAAAAUGUUUGCCGCCAGCAGGGGUCGAACCUGCGACCUUGGGCUUAUUAGACCCACGCUCUAACCGACUGAGCUAUGGCGGCUGAUAUUUCUUGUUGCGAAAAUGUUGUUGAUAAGAAAAGUUGAUUGAAUUGUAUGUUGUAAUAUAAAUAUGAUGAGUUGUUUUUGCUUCUUCUUCUUCUUCCAUCAUAUUUUGGGCACAUCAUUCAUUCAUUCAUACUGAAAUAGAGAGGGAGCGCGUCCCUUUCUACUCUCCUUUUCUUUUUUUUUGUGCUCCUUUUUUGAUGCUCUUCCUUUUUUUUGCUUGUGCCGUGCCUAUCGUGACAAAUCAUUAUAGUUAGCAAAAAACACUACUACUACUACUUGACUUUGGAGAGAUGAUGUGCUUCUUCCUUUCUAUUUUUCUCAUUUUGAUUUGAAUUGGUUUGUCUCUUUUUUUCCUUCUUCCCGUUAUUUUGUUUUUCUGUUUUGCUUUUCCUUUUCCCUUCAUCGCAACGCUUCAAUUUUUAAUGAGAUCUUCAUUGUUUCAAUAAUUGGUUGUCAUAACAAAUUUUGGCAACAUUAUUUCCUAUUUUCAAAUAGUCAUUAGUUUCACGUCCGCUUUUUUUUUUUGCUAUAAUCGUAUUUCCGAAAAGGAUCAGUUUCAAAAGUGCAGCAAUUUCCGGUCAUGCGGAAGGACGAUUUUUAGUUUAGUAAAAUUAGUGUUCUCAACUUUUCCCAUCUAUUCUUUCAUUAUUUUUUUUCAUAUAUUGUUUCAUUUUUUCAACUAAAACUCUCUGAAUUCAUUUUUUUUCAUUAUCAAAAGUCCAACCCCCUUUCAAAGAAAUCCGAAACUUUUUUAUUUACUUUCCGAAUUUCCAAGCUUCCAAGAACCAACCACCAUUUUUUCAAGUGAUCUCAUUUUUUUCAAAAUGUUUUUUUCUUCUAAAAAAUUAGCCCCAUCAGGCUUUUCUCAUUCUAUAAACAAAAUCCAUGAACACCUUAAAUUAUUCAAAUAUUUAUGACGUGCAAGCCGAGAAAUAAUAAAAAUCCCGAACCAAAUCAAGUGCAUAUAAUUAAUUUCAUCUUUUUUUUGCUACUAAUUUUUUUUCAUCCCAUCUUUGGCUUCUUUCAACUAACCCCGCCCAUUUUGAGAUUGAACACUGACAAGAAAAAAAGAAAAAUCUCUAUCAAAACUCACAAUUCAGUUGCGUUUGAAAAGAAUGUCGUCGCGAUCUUUUCAGGCUAAACAUUCGUGUUCGACACCUCGAUCAUCGGUUGCUUUACCAGGAGGUGGCGGAACUAUUCCACCAUCGCCGAUUCAUCGAACAUCUACUGAUUAUUCAAGCCCGUCGCCGUGAGUUUCAUUAUUUUUUGAAUUUUGAAAUGAAAUGACAAAAUUAUUUUUCUGCCAACAAAAAAUGGGACACGUUCAUACAUAAAAUAGGUCCCCCGAGUCAGUUUUUCAAAGUUAGGGUCCCUCCUUGAAAAUUUUCCAAAGUUAAACACCUUCUUCACAUUUUUGAGCGAAUUUUGGACAAAUCUGGGAAUUUUGGUAAAUUAUCAGCAGAAAAUUGGCCAAGUUAGGCACCCUUCCCUUCAGAUUUUUGAAAAAAGUUAAGCCCCUCACCCCGAUUCUGGGGACCCAUUUUAUGUAUGGACACGUUUAAAUUUUUUAAUACGUGAAAUUGUUUAUCUAAUUUAAUUGUCUUUAGAAAUGAUGGGUUUAUAAAUGUGAAAAUGAGCGAUUUCUUCGCGUGAUAUUUGGUGAAGAUGGUUAGUCACGUGACUACCAAUUUAAAGGUCCGGGUUCGAUUCCCGGGCUGGCCAAAUUAGGCGAGCGACCGUUUAGAAUUCGUUAUUCACUGAAAUAAUUAGAAAAAAAUAAGAAAAUUCCAAAAAUUAGGAAAGUUUACUUGUUUAGUAUAUCAAAUGACUCAAGUUGAAAAAAUAAAAAAAAAUUAGGAAAUUGGAAGUUUAGAAAAAAAAUAUGAGAAGUUGGAAAGUUGAAAGUUAGGAAAAGAGAACCUUUAGAAAUUUCGAACAAAUAUUCAGAAAUUCAGAAAGCAGGAAACCUGCGAAACUUGAGAUUUCGAAAAUCUAAGAAAUCUUGAACUUAGAAAUUGUCUGAAAAGACUUUGGAAGUAGAAAGCUAAGAUUCUAUCAACAUAUCCUGUUCAGGAUCUGGGAACUGACAAUAUAGAUAUAAAUUGAGAAAACUAGCAUGAAGCUAUUAGGAGAUUCGGGAACCUGGAGACUCUAGAAAUCCGGAGAACUCUGAUGAACCUUAGGAGGCCCUAAAAUCACCCCAAGACAUUCAGAGACCUCAAAAAUCUGGGGAGAAGCGAACCUUAAGUACUUGGGAACUUUACAGCCUGCAAGCUUUUAACUUGAAAGACGACAGGCAAAAAAUCUCUAAAAAUCGGAUUAAUGUUAAGUCUCAGAAAUUUUGGUAACUAACUUGUCCUAAAAGUUUGAAAUUUUUAUGAAAAUCUUCAGGAUUUUACGAAAUUUCCCCACAUUUUCCAGAAAAAUCCAAUUUUCGAACAUCGAAAAACAAAUCGAUUACAUCUCUGAAAUCCUUCAAGAAACCUUUGAGCGAAAAACUUUCAACUUUCUCAUAUUUUUCUGACUCUAUGAAAUUAGUCAGUCUCUCUCUAAAAAUCACCAAAUCUUAUUUCGAAAUCAUUUCCAUUUCUAAAAAAUGCCCAUUUUCAUCUACCGUACUUUUAUUUGUAUCUCACGUCAUAAUAUUUUUCUUCUUUCUUCCUUCCAUUUUACAUUAGAUCUUGUUGAUCAUAAAAACCAGAGAGUCAUAAAAGGAUUUUUCACAUAAAAAACAUAGUGCACAUUUGGGGUGAGGCAGCAAAAAAUAAGGGUGUAAGAGUAGGAUGUACAACACAUUUACUUUAUGUACAUCAUAUACCGUAUAUGAUAAUGUGCUGCUGCUGUUGAAGUGAGAUGGAAAAAAUGGGUGGAGUUAGUUAAAAGCAUUUUGAGUAUCUAGAUUUUCAUUUCAUUCUCAUUUUCACUUCGAAGACUUUUCAGUCGUCGGUCGAUCAGCGAACAAAUGGGCAACAAUGUACCAUCCCGAAGAAUGAGUCGAGCAACUAUUCAUCUCGAGAAUAGUAUCUCUGAAAAUGUGUCAUUUGUGGAUGCCUUGCAUUUGUCACCGUAAGUUGAGCUCUAUCAGAAUCUCUUAUAAAAAUUCAAUUUUUUAGACAUCAAGUUCAACUUUUGGUGUCUACUUGGCCUCGCAUCAAAUCGUCCAGCUCACUAUUCACACAAGUCUUCAAACUGUUGAUGACUCGCUCGCCGGUUUCUCGUGAGAUGUUUCAAAAAAUGUCGAUCGUCGGUGGCUUCUCAAGUGGCAAUGUUUGCGAUCUCAAUUCGCAUGCCAAACUUCUCAACGAACUUCUCGAUUCGUUGAUGGCGGAUUUGCAUCAACCGGCAAAAAUUGUGCAGGCAAAAUGUCAAGAUGUUGGAGCGGCACAUGUAAAUAUGAAUGAGAAGUGCUGCGGAACUGUCUUCGAUCAAUUGGGAGAAUGCUUCACGGAGGUGAGGAAUGAGUCAUGGUGCUGAGGUUCUCAACUUUCAGCAUCUAGCUUCUAACCUCCAUUCAUAAAUCUUCUAAUCAAUAAUUCUUCCAGCUGAUCACCAAAGUCGAAUGUGUUCGCUCAAAACGUGAAGCUGUCAAAUCGUGGAUGUGUGUUGUUUCAUACGUCGUCGACAGCAUCAAAUCUGGUUACAUGGAAGAAUGGGCGAAAAAAAGACGAGGUGGUCCAACUGCCAGCAAUGGAAUCGCUGGAAAUAAUGGACAAUGCCCAUAUUCCGCAUAA